UCAACUCGGUCUUAUGUUCUGAACCAGGAUCACGACCCACGACUCGAUACAUUUUCCAUUGUUGAAUUAAAUUUUGUUGGUCCAACAAGAUCAUUAUCCAUUCGUUACAUUUAUAGUAGUCGUAUUUCGUUUAAACGAGACACUUUCCGGUGAAUUGGAGUGAGUAUUUGGUAGAAAAAACUCCGGGACACAAUAAUGGCGGACUCAGCUAAUGAGACGGGUAAGUUAGUGAUGAUGGAUGUGGACUAUACCAAUAACUGCGAUACAAAAAUCCCAGAGUGCAAAAAAAUGGCCCAAGAGGGAAAGCUCCAUGAUGCGCUUGAUCAAUUGUUGGCAUUGGAAAAACUAGCAAGAACGGCAAGUGAUAUGCCGUCGACAUCCAGGAUUCUAGUGGCGAUAGUAGAAAUAUGUUUCGAAGCUAAAAACUGGUCUGCAUUGAAUGAGCAUAUAAUUCUAUUGUCCAAACGCAGAUCACAGCUUAAACAAGCAGUGACAAAAAUGGUUCAAGAAUGUUGCACUUAUAUUGACAAAACCCCGGAUCGGGAGACUAUGAUAAAACUUAUUGAAACUUUGCGCUCUGUGACCGAAGGAAAGAUCUAUGUUGAAGUUGAACGAGCUCGUCUCACUCACCGCCUGGCAAAACUGAAAGAGGAAGAUGGUGAACUCACAGAUGCUACAACCAUUAUGCUUGAAUUACAGGUCGAGACUUACGGCAGUAUGACUCGUCUCGAAAAAGCUUCUCUGAUCCUAGAACAAAUGCGUCUUUGUCUCGCCAAACAGGAUUACGUUCGUACACAAAUUAUAGCGAAAAAAAUAAACAUCAAAUUCUUUGAAGACGAAAAAGAUGUGGAAACUCAAUUACUGAAAUUGAAGUACUAUGACUUAAUGAUGGAGUUGGCACGUCACGAAGGAUGGUAUUUAGAGCUUUGUCGGCACAAUCGUGCAGUCCUCGAGACACCAGCGGUAAAGGAAUUUCCAGAAAAGCGCAAAGCAGCAAUGUCCCGAGCAGUUAUGUACCUUGUACUGGCUGCUCACGAACCGGAGCAAGCUGACAUGACACACAGACUAUUGGCUGACAAAUUUAUUGACGAUAUACCGACCUACAAAGAAUUACUUCGACUUUUUGUAAAUCCGGAGCUUAUCAAAUGGUCGGGUUUGUGCGAAAUUUACGAGAAAGAGCUCAAGAGUACCGAAGUGUUUAGCAAUUCUACUGAGGACGGCCGCAAACGUUGGGCCGAGCUUCGAAAUCGCGUCGUAGAGCAUAAUAUACGAAUAAUGGCAAAGUACUACACAAAAAUAACUCUCACCCGAAUGUCUGAAUUGUUGGACCUCCCGAUCCAGGAAACCGAAGCGAGUUUAUGCAAACUCGUAGAAUCGGGCAUAAUAAAUGCUCGUACAGACAGACCGGCGGGCGUCGUAAGAUUCACCGGGACUCAAGAGCCUGCCGCACUCCUCGAUGCCUGGGCAGCUUCAUUAUCAAAACUCAUGGGUCUCGUCAACAACACAACUCAUUUAAUUCAUCAGGAAGAAAUGCUUGCGGUUGCUCAUUUAUAAUACAUCUUAAAUCAACUAUAAUUUUUUUCUCCAUCUCUCACAAUCUUAAGACGAUAAAAUUUUCUUUGCCAAUUCGUAACUGCGGAUUGUCAAUCUCGCAUUCUCACACAGUGUAUUUACAACGCUCGAGGGCUGUUUAAUAAAAAUGAAAUGAAAAAAAAAAAAAGAAAACUAAACUCAGUUAUUUUAUUCAGAAAAUGUUCGGACCAUUAUAGGUUGCUAUUGACUCAAUUCAAAAACGUCAACUCUUAUUUAUUUUAAAAAAAUGUUCGCCACGCGUUGAUCGUUAUCAAGAAAACUUGUAACCUUUGCGUAACAACCACGCGAAGUUAUCCCCUGCAGAAUGCGCUCAAUACAAAAAAAAAAAGCGGGGAAAAUUGGUAUUAUUCAGGGAUUAAUAGAAAUAUUCAUUAAUCCACAAUUUCGAUAAUUGGACGUUAUAUUUUUCGGUUUCAAUUAUGUAUGUAUGUGCGCGCGUGUACAUGAUAAUCACAAUUGUAUGCUCGUAAAAAAUUAAGUCUGUUGAUUUGGCGACACCUCUUAAAUAUUCAAUCUUAUUAUAUUGUUUUUAGUUUCAUACGAAAUUUCUGGGAUGUCUAGAUUUUUAAUGCAGUUAUUGAGGAUUCUUCGGUUUUUUUUUUUAAUUUAUUUUUAAUUUUUUUGGCAUCGUAUUACUGCUGUAAUGUUUUCCAUUGUUUUUUUUUCCGAGUGUUCAGGAAAAAUUAAUAAGAAUGCCGAUUACCGGCUUCACUCCGUAAUGCGAUAAAAA
This is a messenger RNA of Venturia canescens, 2323 nucleotides long. RefSeq names its product regulatory particle non-ATPase 5 (gene Rpn5). Bases 196 to 1554 code for a protein of 452 amino acids. Lineage: Eukaryota; Metazoa; Arthropoda; Insecta; Hymenoptera; Ichneumonidae. The transcript is spliced from 8 exons. Gene Ontology annotation, cellular component: cytoplasm; proteasome regulatory particle, lid subcomplex. The record is from RefSeq and is a predicted model, not a curated record.